ACCGGAAGUGGGUUGAUCUGUGGAUUGUGGGUAAUGUAGUUUUAGCACAGAAAACUGAUAUUGAGACAAAAUAUUUGGGAACAUAAGGAAGCCUGUUUCGCUUUUGUAUAUAUACAAACAAUAUACAUUUAAGGAAUCUUCAUGACAUAUAUGUCAUAUAUCAAAUAUAUAUUUUAUUUUCGCAUUCAAACUGUCAUUCCCCUCAUUUCCGAAGGAUGUCAGUGUAUCGGAACUCCUUCUUCAGCGCCGCCUCACUCCAAACCACCACCGAAGAAAAUGACGCAGCGCACCUGACAGGCGUGUUUUUAGCUUGUUAGCUAGAGAGCUACAUUUCUAAACACUUAUUAACUGCCCCCCGCUUUGAAAAUCAAACAUUUCCUUUGGAUAUAAAAGUGUACAAAGGUCCCGAAUCGAGAAGAAAGAAGACGACAAAGGCAGAGCAGUCAUGCAGAUCACACUGAAGACUCUGCAGCAGCAGACCAUUCAAAUAGACAUCGACGAUGACCAGACGGUGAAGGCAUUGAAAGAGAAGAUUGAGGCUGAGAAGGGCCGAGACAGUUUUCCCGUAGCAGGACAGAAGCUCAUCUAUGCCGGGAAAAUCCUGCAGGAUGACACACCCAUCAAGGAGUAUAAAAUCGACGAGAAGAACUUUGUGGUGGUGAUGGUGUCAAAGACAAAAGCAGCAGGACCCCCCGCCCCACCCUCAGAAGCACCCAAAUCUGUCGCAGCACCUUCCUCUUCCUCCUCCUCCUCCUCUCCUCCUCCUCCUCCUCCCCCUCCAGCCCCUGCAGCCAUCCCCAUCCCCAGUGACGAGCAUUUAGACGACCCGCCUGCAACUGUCUCGCCUACACAGAGCCCCGACGAUCGCACAGGUCAGGUGGCUGAUGGGGAAGAUGCGUCUUCAACAUUAGUGACAGGUCAAGAGUACGACGCCAUGCUCACAAACAUUAUGUCUAUGGGCUAUGAUAGAGAUAGAGUGGUGGCUGCGCUCAAGGCCAGUUAUAACAACCCUCACCGUGCUGUGGAGUAUCUGCUCAAUGGGAUCCCUACUGUCCCAGUGCAGGAGACCCGUCCCGCUCCAGUCCAGCUCCCCACAGACACACAGCCUCCUGAAGGCGAGAACCCUCUGGAGUUCCUGCGCUCUCAGCCACAGUUCCACAGCAUGAGGCAGGUGAUCCAGCAGAACCCAUCCUUACUGCCGGCCCUCCUGCAGCAGCUGGGCCAGGAGAACCCCGAACUACUGCAGCAAAUCAGCCAACAUCAGGAGCUCUUCAUCCAGAUGUUGAACGCGCCAGUGGACGAGGGCGAAGCCGGAGAGGGGGCGGAGUUUGGAGAUCUGGGUGCUAUCGGUGACGAGGCAGCGCCCGGGAGUUACAUCCAAGUGACGCAACAGGAGAAAGAAGCCAUCGAGAGGUUAAAAGCUCUGGGGUUUUCAGAAGCUCUGGUGGUCCAGGCGUACUUUGCCUGCGAGAAGAACGAGAACCUGGCCGCCAACUUCCUGCUCAAUCAGAAUUUCGAGGACGAAUGAGAGUCGGGGAGAGCCCGCGUGCCCCUUCCCCCGCCACCACACAAGCACUGCAUCUACUCGGGACACCGGUUUCCCCCCCCAUUAUUUCUUUGAGUUUACAAUUCAAGGGGAGACUGGCAGACUGGCUGGGGAUGGGGCGGAUGCAAUCACACGGUGAACAAAUUCCAAUGGAAUUGACGACAUUUGGGUUGAAUGCACUCUAGCAUGUUGAAGGGGUGUGUAUGCGUGUUCCCUUAGGGAAUAUUUGACUAAAUCAGCAUCAAUUGAAAGCAAACGCUCUCAUAGUAGUAUUAUGGGCUCUGAGGAGGUUAGAGGUAGGCAUACGCAUUUGCUUGUUUGUUUUUAGUUGGGAAAAGGACUAAUAAUAUGUGUCUAAUGGAGGAUUUUAUAUAUUUCUCUAAAUUCCAGAGCUAUUUCUGUAUUUCUCCCAGCACACACCUCUGAUGAAUGUGAUAACAUCAUUAAAAUAUAUGAAACAAGUAGUGCAACCAAUAGCAUUUCAAUAACAUUCUUAGCAACACAAGUGACCUGAAUUGAAGCCGUUUUGUAAAUGAAUCCAUAUCGUGGGGAAUAUCAUAAUCUGAUUGAUGAAUGUACACAAGGAUGUCAUGAAAUACAAGACUGUCCUAAUACAAAAUUUGUUUGUGUUAUUUAAAGUCAACAUGAAAUGGCAGUUGCAAACUCUUUUACUUCUGUAAUCUGAUGCAUUUGCAAGUUAAACUACAAAAAUGAAAAAUGAGGAAUUUGUUCUUUCCCGUCUGUUAUUUUGAAACAAGAUUGCACUUUUUUUUUUUUUUUAUUUAAAAUACCAUACAUUUACAAAUCUUAGAUAAGACAACAUGAUUUAAGAAUGUAAAUAAAGUCAAUUUCUUGUUGACUUUAAAAGCUUCUUAUUUAAACUUAAAGGUCACGAGUAUAAAUAAGGAUCAUUUUCCAUAGACGUUAGAUCUGCUUAUAUUUUCUUGUAUAACAUGAGAGGACCAACCUGUACCUUUAUACAGCAACAAAGGAUUUUAGCACGCUAAAGCUCGCUGCAUUUCAGAAGCAAAAAGCAUAGACCUUUUCCAGCACGAAAAUACAUUUUGUGCCGCCAGAUUUUCAAGUCCUGUCAAAAAGAGAUUUUCUUUAAGCACAUCAGUGUGACGAUGUGUUCCUCUGUUCAUGUAUUUGAAGUCAAGUCUCGUAACGUUCACCUCUUACAGCAGGAUCAGCAGACGGAAAGAGCCUUCGGCAGCAAUUCACCAUUGUAUUCGCUCAGCGCAGAAAUGCUCCUUUAUAACGUAGUAGCCAAACUGCCAGACAACACUUUUGUUUACUUAUCAGCAGGCCUACAUGAAAUCUGACUCUCAGAAUGGCUUUAAAAAUGGCAAAAUUUGCUCAACGCAACAGAGUGUUAUGCUUUUAUUGCAGAUUCCAUGUGGGCCUGUUUAUUAGUAAUUCAUAGUUUGAUUUACUAUACCUUCAACUCUCUUGGGAUCAAUAAAAUCUUAUUGCAAAGAA
Molecule: messenger RNA, 3028 nt
Organism: Megalobrama amblycephala (Wuchang bream)
Lineage: Eukaryota; Metazoa; Chordata; Actinopteri; Cypriniformes; Xenocyprididae
Gene: rad23aa
Product: RAD23 homolog A, nucleotide excision repair protein a
Exons: 9
Coding region: 446-1528 (360 amino acids)
Biological process (GO): nucleotide-excision repair; proteasome-mediated ubiquitin-dependent protein catabolic process
Cellular component (GO): nucleoplasm; cytosol
Molecular function (GO): damaged DNA binding; ubiquitin binding; polyubiquitin modification-dependent protein binding
Source: RefSeq, a predicted model, not a curated record